Molecule: messenger RNA, 6726 nt
Organism: Cyprinus carpio (common carp)
Lineage: Eukaryota; Metazoa; Chordata; Actinopteri; Cypriniformes; Cyprinidae
Product: mRNA (2'-O-methyladenosine-N(6)-)-methyltransferase-like
Exons: 15
Coding region: 1777-3942 (721 amino acids)
Cellular component (GO): nucleus
Molecular function (GO): RNA polymerase II C-terminal domain binding; mRNA (2'-O-methyladenosine-N6-)-methyltransferase activity
Source: RefSeq, a predicted model, not a curated record
GGGAGAGGCGGAGGCGGGUCCGAACCGAAUAGCGCAAAGCCUUUCGAGGACUCCUAACAAACCUCUCCAAGGUAAGGGAUUCAGCCACCGAAGAGCAGCGCUAGACCUAUAGGCGCGUGGCGGAAUGCACGGGGCACGAUAAUAUCCCCACGGUUGCUGCAAACGCGCGCAAUGCACGCAAUAAACAGAUCUAAUACUGCGCGGUGAGCGCGCCGCCUAGUACGAGAUGCCGCGCGCCAUUUUGUCGACCGUUUCUACGAAGCAAAAGUGGCGCCUAAACUCUGAGCUCGUAACGGUCGGAGAUUGACUGGAUUUAAACUCGAUAUAUGAGCGGGUUAACACGCUGCGGUGAUGGCGCUACGUAUCCCCGUCCUGUCGGUGCUCAAAUGAAGCCGGUUGCUCCGCCACUCGGUCUGAUUUUACCCGCUGUCUCCCGCACAUCGGCUCGCGCUGCCGUAGCUCUUUGUUGGAUGUUUUUCUCCUCCUCCUUCGGGUUUGUUUUCGGGGUUUGGCUCGAUCUGGGGUGGGCGGCGUAGCAGGCGCAUGCGUGCCCUUCUUUCGCUCAUUUGCGCUCUUAUUAACGACGAUAAACGCAGUAAACACAUUCGUGUAGAAUAGAUACAAGAUGUAUGAUGUGAUACUUGGGUUUACGAAACAAAAAAAACACGGUAAUACGGUGAAAGAAGCGCAUUACUCUCCGAUACCAUCACCGUGCCAUGUUACCGCCAUAAUACUUUUUGUAAGAUUAAUUUGUGUCUUUUCUGAGAUUUAACCAUGAAUUACUUUUUUUCCCAGUAUUUAAACUCAUGUCAUCUCGGGCCACUUUAAUUUUAAACGUAAUACUAUGCCAUUUCCUUACAUUUACCACGGUAUUACCAUGUUAUUCUUGAAAGUUCCUCAGAGAAAAAUAACAGUAUCCUGUGAAUAGUGUUUACAUACGGGUUUUUUUGUUUUUUAAAACACACACGUACAUUAUAUUACACUCACUUUAACAUAAUACUGAAUAUUUAUCUUUUAACAUAUUAUUUACAAGGUAUUUGGUCCUUGGAAAUCCCAUUAUUGUCAAUAACAUUAUUGUUACUAUAGUAAAAUUUUAAUUAAAAUUAAAAAAAUGUUGUGCAAAGCUUUAGAGCACUGAUCGUGGAUCAGUUUUAAUUGUGUGUCUGCAGUAAUACUAUGCUUUAAAAUAUAUUAUCUUACAGUAUAAUUACUAUAUUCGUAAAUAUUGCUUUAGUUUUUUAUGAAUAACAGCCAGAUACUCACCGUGCCUUUAAAACAAUCCAACCGAGGUGCAUAGAUAAAAAAAAAAAAAAAAGUUUCUUAAAAAAAAAAAACUUUCAGAAAUCACAAGUGAGAUGAAAACAGUGUAAGCAAUUUACUGAAAAAUGGCAAAAAACAAACAAAGCAAAAGUUUUUGUCAUGUGUUGACCAUUUUCAAUGCCAAGCUUGUGAUUUUCUUUAUUUUUUUGUUUACUCUUUCCUCUUUGGGAAUCAGUUUUAUGAAUUAAAUGCUGGUUUGAAACACUAUUAGUGAACAUUUAACACAUGGAGGACCCAGAGUUUCACUCUCAUUAUUAUGUUUAAAGUUCAUUAUUUUCCUGGGAAGUUUCUCUUUCACAUUCACCUCGGCCGACUUCAAGGCAUAUGUCACACCAAAACAGAAAACGUUGUCAUAUGCUCAGAAUAACCGCUCUGUGUAGCGCUCUCAGAAUAACAAUGCUUGCGUUUUGUAAAGAUGCAGUGUUUUCUGUCUUAAGACGGGACAGAUGAGGAGCUAUGACGAGUGAAAACCACGCAACAGUAAAGGCAGACUCGGCGGCUUUGGUCAUGUCGCCCACCGGGUCCACGUCACAGGCGGCUCCCUUCUCACCCUCCACCAGCAAACCCAUCCAAGAGCUGCCAGAUGAGCUGAUUCAGGCUGGAUGGUCUAAAUGUUGGAGUAAGAGGGAGAAUCGGCCGUAUUACUUCAAUCGGUUCACUAACCAGUCGCUGUGGGAGAUGCCUGUCCUGGGCCAGCAUGAUGUCAUUUCCGAUCCUCUGGGCUUGAACGCGGCUCCAGCGUCUGGCGAGGCAGUGAGCGACGCAGGUCUGGGCAACGGUCAGCGUAAAAGACAUCCAUCGGAGGACGCUCAAGCAGGCCCUAACAGUUUCAAGCGGCCAAAGGUUGAGAUUCCAGUCACUCCAACCACUCCCACCAUCCCGAUUUCUCCCAGCACGCCAGGAGUUAAACCCUGGGUCAACACCACAGAUGAUAAACAAGGCCAGACCAGUGUACCUGCCCCGGCUCCGUACCGGCCCUCUGUGGUGUACUGGGACCUGGACGUUCAAACCAACGCUGUGAUCCGCGAGCGAGCCCCGGCGGACCACCUGCCUCCACACCCUGAGAUUGAGUUGCAGAGAGCUCAGCUCACUACUAAACUGCGGCAGCACUACCACGAGCUGUGCUCUCAGCGUGAGGGCAUUGAGCCCCCGCGGGAAUCCUUCAACCGCUGGCUUUUGGAGAGAAAGGUGGUGGAUAAAGGUCUGGAUCCGCUCUUGCCCAGCGAAUGCGACCCGGUGAUUUCCACAUCCAUGUUCAGAGAGAUCAUGAACGACAUUCCCAUCAGGCUCUCUCGUAUCAAAUACAAGGAAGAGGCCAGGAAACUCCUGUUUAAAUAUGCGGAGGCGGCCAAGAAAAUGAUUGACUCCAGAAACGCAACUCCUGAGAGUCGGAAAGUGGUGAAGUGGAACGUCGAGGACACGAUGAACUGGCUGAGACGAGACCAUUCUGCCAGCAAGGAGGACUACAUGGAUCGACUCGAGCACUUGCGGAAGCAGUGCGGGCCUCACGUAGCAUCCGUGGCGAAGGACUCCGUCGAGGGCAUCUGUUCAAAGAUCUACCAUAUUUCUGCAGAAUAUGUGCGCAGGAUCCGCCAGACUCACCUCACUCUGCUGAAAGAGUGCAACAUCUCAGUGGACGGCGCAGAGCCGACGGCGGUCCAGGACCGGUUGGUGUAUUGUUAUCCGGUCAGACUGUCCAUCCCGUCUCCUCCUCAGCCCCGUGUUGAGCUGCACUUCGAGAAUGACGUUGCUUGUCUGCGGUAUAAAGGGGAAAUGGUGAAGGUCAACCGCGGUCAUUUCAGCAAACUGGAACUCUUAUAUCGGUACAGCUGCAUUGAUGACACGAGGUUUGAAAAGUUCCUGUCUCGUGUGUGGUGCCUUAUCAAAAGAUACCAGGUGAUGUUUGGGUCCGGAGUGAACGAGGGGUCUGGUCUGCAGGGGGCGCUGCCUGUUCCUGUCUUUGAGGCUCUCAACAAACAGUUUGGAGUGACAUUCGAGUGCUUCGCUUCUCCUCUUAACUGCUAUUUCAAGCAGUUCUGCUCCGCGUUUCCAGACACUGACGGCUUCUUUGGAUCUCGAGGGCCAUUUCUCAGCUUCUCUCCAGCCAGCGGCUCAUUUGAGGCCAACCCUCCGUUCUGUGAGGAAUUCAUGGAUGCCAUGGUGACACACCUUGAGGAUCUUCUGGAACGCUCCAGCGAGCCGCUGUCCUUCAUCAUCUUUGUGCCAGAGUGGCGUGACCCGCCGACCCCUGCCCUGACACGGAUGGAGGCCAGCCGCUUCCGCAGGCACCAGAUGAUGGUGCCUGCCUUCGAGCACGAGUACCGCAGCGGCUCGCAGCACAUCUGCAAAAGAGAAGAGAUUUACUACAAGUCUGUCCAUGGAACUGCAGUCAUUUUCCUCCAAAACAACGCUGGCUUCAGCAAAUGGGAGCCCACCACGGAGAGAAUCCAGGAGUUCCUGGCGGCGUAUAAGGUCUCGGGCCGCUCAUUGCCCUCACCUGGUCCUUCUUCCACCAGUACAGGAGACAAAGACUCCAAACCGGUUCAGGAGCAGAGCUCAGCUAGGAGUCAAGACAACAGCAGUCCUGUUGACAAGACUGCACCGGACACAACAAACAUUUAGACCGCGGCGCUGGGCGUGUGGCCACGUGUAUGUAUGUACGUUCAUGGGAAAGAGUUUAUGAUUGUAUGAGAGGUUUAAUAUUGUGCUGUUGGGUUUAGAUGGACGCUGGGCAUGUAAAUGUUCACGUGAGAAGAAGAAGAAAGACCCAUAUUUGUUUACUUUCUUUCGCCUCUAUUAUUUAAUAUUAUAUGUUUUAGGUUUUUUGAGUUAUGUUAUCAUAAUUGUUGGGAUUUAUAUCAGUGUGUUGAUAGUUUGGUCACAUUUUUGUUUUUUUAAGAGAUGAUAAAUGUAGCCAUGUAUAUCUUUUUUUAUUUUUGUUGGCCUUUUUUUUUUUUUUUUUUUUUUUAGGGUGAAUCUCAUUGAAAUGUAAUUUCACUCUAAGAUCGAAAGAAAAAUAUUUUGCGUAAAGAAAGCCUUUAAGUUUUUCAUUAGCAUCUUCUUCAACAAUCAUGCAAGUUUUUUUCAUUUUCAUUCUUGUUUUUGUAGUUUUCAUUAUUCUAAAUGGAUUGCAUUAUUUUAAUUUGUUAUACAGUAAUUAUUUACUGUAUUACAGUUAAAAAGUUACUAUUACAAUUAUAUUUAUAAAAAAUAAAGUCAGCCUAGAUUAAAUUAAACACAAUGCAACAUGUUAGCACUGGGGUUUUGCUACCUAAAUAUAUUUUGCAUUACGGUAGUAAAUUAUUAUUAAUUUUUUUUGCGUUAUGGUGUAUAUAAAAUAGUAUAAAAUUACAAAAACGGAACCGUUUUUAAAUGCCCUUCAUAUUCUUAUAAGCAAAAUAAAACAGCAUAUUUCUUUGGGUUGAAAUAAGACAGGCUUUGUGAUAUUGACUCUUUAACUCUGCUUUUCUCAAUGGCAGGAAUACGAAGUUGUCAAUGAGCUGACGCACCGAUGCUUGUAUAUUGUUGUUUUAGAUGAUUCAGAAGACGAUCGGCGAUCAGGCAGCUAUGUUUAAAUGCCUUCAUCCUGACAUGCAUUAGCGUUAGUGCUUCUCGAAGCAUUCGUCAGUUCCUGUUAAACCCGUUCGUAGGCGUUCUUUUAGGAGUUGAGAGGACAUGCUUGGUUGCUUCAUGUCAGAAUAUAUACUGUUUGAAUAACAAAAGGUCAGUAAUGAAGCAGAAAAAAUAUUUAUGAUCCAGUCAUCCAUCUGCAGUGAAAGCCAGUUUUCUUAAGUUUCUAAAAUAUUGUACAGAACACGAUAGCAAAUCUGAAAUUGUUGAACCGUAAGGAUUUUCUACUUUUAUGCGUUCUUGGUUUCUGUUCAGUACAAGCCUGUCCUUAUGUGGCAUUCUGGGUCACAUCAGUUGUAGCAUUUAGGUCUAGCAAGUGGAAAAAUAAAAGUAAAAUUUCUUAUUAGUUAUGAAAGCAUUAUUCAUACUGUUAGUGGUGUUAUAUUGAGAAUGAAUUAGCUCGUUAAUAUGGCGCACGCCCCUCGUUUUUUCUCCAGUGAGUGUCUCUCUCAUUUUGGGUUUUAUAAUUGAGAGCAACGAGACGUAGAAAUUCAAACAAAGCAGUAAAUGAGUGGCUUAUUCUUUCUUUAAUAACUGCAUUGGCGUCCAGUUAUUAGAAUUGCUUGCUAUUGCCUUGAUUUCACCGUUUCGUGAAAAGUGCUUUAAAAGUUUUUUUUUAUUCUAAUCAGAAAUUUGUUUACAUUGGUUUAAAUUGUAUCACUGGGCAGCGUUUUGAAUGUACAUUUUUAAAAAAAAGGCAAAAGAGAAAAGAUGUUGUUUGAUUUGUUGCUACAAUUGGAUUUGAAAUGUUGCGAUUAUUAACACUACAAUGGUGGAUCUUUAUUUUUUGUUUGUUUUCGCCCUGCGAAUACUUAUGUAGAAUUCAUAUUGUAAGACCAAUCACUUCCAUCUGUAAGAAAGCAUUGGUUUGUUUGGUUGUUUUUACUCAGUGGACUACAUUGUCUCGAGGCCAAACUUGGGAAAUGGCUUUUAUUUUAAGUUUAAAAGCAUUCCAGUGGUUUGACGUGUCAUGUUACCCAGCUUGCCAUUUAUAAAAUCCAAUGUAACCCUCGGUUUAAGCAUUGGGCGCUUGUUGGAUUUCUUAGUCCCAGAGCGGAUCACCAGCAGAACUGUAGAUGAUGUACAGAUCAUGUGAAGUUCGUCGCUUUCCUACACGGCUCUCGUGCGUUCAUUUGGAAAGAAAACAAAAGAUGUCUUUUGUUCAAUUUAACGUUUUGGUUCUAAAUAACUGUUUAUGAAUUAUAGAAAUUAUGAAAUAGUUGUUUUAAACUAAACCAAAGUGUUAUUAAAAGAGGAUUUUAUCUUGUAUCUUAAAGUAGAAUCGUGUACGAUCGCAUCAGUGUAACCAGCAAAAACAUCCAUUUAUUCAUAACUUUAUUUUUAUAACUUUUUUUUUUCUUCUUUGUUUUCUUACAAAGGUAUGUUUGGGUUUUUGUUUUGCAUGACCAGAUAUUUUUCAUUACAAAAAAAAAGAUAAAUUGUACAGAUGUGUAUUGUUUGAUUAGUCGUACGCUUUGCCACGCUAGGCUUUUAACCGAUUUGUAUUUAUCAGUCAUGUUGAUUGAUUUAUAUUUGGUCGCCAUUGCGUUUGUUGAUUCAGCGUCCUCUUAAAAAAAAAAAAACAAAUGCCAUGAAUGUCUCCCCUGUAAUCUUAUUCUGAUAAAGACAAAGAUUCAGUGAAUGUAAAUAUGUCUGUGCUUAUAUCAUUUUUCUUCUACCUGUAUAUUAUCAGUGUUGUGGCAUCUCCCAUCACCUAAAGUGGUAUAAAGAUUUCCUCUGAAUCAGAAAAGCUCUCAGUAAAAUAUUGAAAUCAUG